UUAGCAGUUUCCUCUUUGCGCAGGAUCAGGGCAGGGUUUGAAUUUCCUCUUUGAAACACUUGCUUCACACAGUAAGCUCUCAGCCUGAGAUACACUAACUGGCAUUAGCACAGUGUUAGGACCGAGCUUGGACCAACAGGUGGACCAUCAGUCAGGGUAUCGUCUCUUACAACAUCCCCCAUCACCCUCACCUUGCUCAGCAUCACCCUCACCUUGCUAGGCAGAGAACUACCAUGAUCUCACUUCAGAGGAUGUUGGGCCUCUUCAUGCUCAUGCUGUUACAUGGAGCACCCAUAACUCCAGGAACUAUGACCACCCUCCCAGCAACAGCCAAGCCAAAAUUAGUUACCUUUCCUCUUGAGCUCAACCCUCCCAGAGUGGUGGUGAGAUAUGGAGACUCAGUCUCAGUUAACUGCAGCACAUCAUCCACAGACCAUGAGGGGAUGGGCUGGGAGGCCACAUUCGGAGGUACAGAUUCUAAAAAAAAUGUCAGCAUUGUCACCUGGACUGUGGAUAACCUUACUGAUUGGACAAUAGAACCUAUAUGCUACAUGACUCUCAUUGACGGCAAACAACCCUCAAAAGUACUUCCAGUCAUUCUCUACAAGACUCCAGACAGCGUCUCCAUCUCUGUUCUGAGACACUCUGGUCCCAUGGUGGAGGGGACAGAGUACCAGCUGCAGUGUGACAUCCAGAACAUGGCUCCUCUACAGAACCUGGUUGUGAAGUGGUACAAAGGGAAUGAACCCUUAGAUAAAUUAACUUACAGUAACGUCAGUAAGACACCAGUGGAUAUGUCACCUACUCUGAUGAUCAGCCCCAGUAGACAUGAUGAUGGAGCUCAGUAUAGAUGUAGAGCAGAACUGGACCUGGGACCAGAGGGACCACAACCCCAUCCUACAGUAACAUCAGAACCUCUCAGCAUUACUGUGCACUACAAGCCAGUGAUUGAAUGUCCAAGCCAGUACAGUGUCGUGGAGAAUUCCACCCUCGAGAGGAUCCCUUGUACAUUCAAUGGGAAUCCUCCCCCUAACGUUGUGUGGUACCAGGAGAGCAGACAGGUCAAUGUCUCUACACCCCUGGCCAGGACAGACUUUGGCCAGUAUGUCAUCACGAUCACCAAUUACAUAGACAGCACCAGCUCUAUUGUUCACAUCACAGUGGAAUAUGCCCCCAAGUUUAUCUGUACUGAUCAAUAUAAAGUUAAAGAGAAUGAAAAUCACAACCUCUCAGUCACCUGUACAGUUGAUGGCAACCCUUCUUCUAAAAUCACCUGGUUGAAAGGCCAACAGGAAGUGGAUAUCCCUCAAAGUCUCACUAGGGGAAACAGAGGGGCGUACACCCUGGUUACAAACAACACACAUGGAAAAGCCACUCACAAUCUUUUUAUUGACGUCUUGUAUGCUCCUGAGUUCCUUCCAGGGAAUGACACAGUGGAGGUGAGUGCAGGCAGUGAUGUGUCUCUGGACUGCAGUGCUGAGGGGAACCCUCCUCCUGAGCUGAGGUGGACCAACAACACUGCAGAGGGAAAUGCCAAUGAGGCCACUGUGGGGCGCCUGCGUACUCUCUAUAUCUCCAGAGUAACAGCUAAUGCAACUUACAACUGCACAGUCACAAAUGGACUGGGCUCCAUCACCAAGCAGAUACAUGUCCUAGUAGAUGUACCUCCACAACAACACCCAACGAUGUUCUCCACAGCACCCUCAACUCCAGGAACUAUGACCACCCUCCCAGCAACAGCCAAGCCAAAAGUAGUUACCUUUCCUCUUGAGCUCAAACCUCCCAGAGUGGUGGUGAGAUAUGGAGACUCAGUCUCAGUUAACUGCAGCACAUCAUACACAGACCAUGAGGGGAUGGGCUGGGAGGCCACAAUCGGAGGUACAGGUUUUGAACAAGAUGUCAACAUUGUCACCUGGACUGUGGAUAACCUUACUGAUUGGACAAUAGAACCUAAAUGCUACGUCACUCUCAUUGACAACGAACAACCCUCAAAAGUACUUCCAGUCAUUCUCUACAAGACUCCAGACAGAGUCUCCAUCUCUGUUCUGAGACACUCUGGUCCCAUGGUGGAGGGGACAGAGUACCAGCUGCAGUGUGACAUCCAGAACAUGGCUCCUCAACAGAACCUGGUUGUGAAGUGGUACAAAGGGAAUGAACCCUUAGAUAAAUUAACUUACAGUAACGUCAGUAAGACACCAGUGGAUGUGUCACCUACUCUGAUGAUCAGCCCCAGUAGACAUGAUGAUGGAGCUCAGUAUAGAUGUAGAGCAGAACUGGACCUGGGACCAGAGGGACCACAACCCCAUCCUACAGUAACAUCAGAACCUCUCAGCAUUACUGUGCACUACAAGCCAGUGAUUGAAUGUCCAAGCCAGUACAGUGUCGUGGAGAAUUCCACCCUCGACAGGAUCCCUUGUACAUUCAAUGGGAAUCCUCCCCCUAACGUUGUGUGGUACCAGGAGAGCAGACAGGUCAAUGCCUCUACACCCCUGGCCAGGACAGACUUUGGCCAGUAUGUCAUCACGAUCACCAAUGACAUAGGCAGCACCAGCUCUACUGUUCACAUCACAGUGGAAUAUGCCCCCAAGUUUAAAUGUACUAAUCAAUAUAAAGUUAAAGAGAAUGAAAAUCACAACCUCUCAGUCACCUGUACAGUUGAUGGCAACCCUUCUUCUAAAAUCACCUGGUUGAAAGGCCAACAGGAAGUGGAUAUCCAUCAAAGUCUCACUAGGGGAAACAGAGGGGCGUACACCCUGGUUACAAACAACACACAUGGAAAAGCCACUCACAAUCUUUUUAUUGACGUCUUGUAUGCUCCUGAGUUCCUUCUAGGGAAUGACACAGUGGAGGUGAGUGCAGGCAGUGAUGUGUCUCUGAACUGCAGUGCUGAGGGGAACCCUCCUCCUGAGCUGAGGUGGACCAACAACGAUGCACACAAUGUGAAGUCGUCCACUGAGGGGCGCCAGAGGACUAUUAGAAUCACCAAAGCCACGUCUACCAAUGCUGGGAUCUACAUCUGCACUGCCACGAAUAGAGUUGGGACGGCCACCAGAACAACAACAGUAACUAUGAAAGGUGGCUUCACAAGUAUAAUUUUGACGAUUGUAUUCGUUUUCCUGGUCAUUCUCCUGAUAGUCUUCCCGAUAGUCUUCUUUAUGUGUAAGAAAAGACAAGGAUUUUAUGAUUUCAUACCAGUGAACCAGCCAAACGGUGUUCCAUUGAUGCCACUACCUACAACAGGGGUAGGCAACCAUGAUCCAGAGGGGUAUCCUAUGAAGGUUUGAGGACUUACCUAAGUAAAUUAGAUAAACUCUGAGUUCAACUCGGGAUAGCCAGUCAUACUAAAGUGUCUCACCCUUUAGCCAGGUCCAUUUCAGAACUAAUCUGCUCCUGGGCAGGCUAACUCCAGUCCAAUAGAGGUUACUGAGGGGAGGACGGACCAUAAUAAUGGCUGGACCGGAGCGUGGAUACCAUUCCACUGAUUGCGCUCCAGCCAUUACCACGAGCCCGUCUUCUCCCGAUAAGGUGCCAACAAUCUCCUGUGAACUCCACUUACCCUGACUGAAGUGACUGAACCACGAGUUGAAGACCAAUUAAAUAAGAGUCCCUCCCGCUUGUAAAGAUUCAUGAAAUGUAUUUUUUUUUUGUGUGUGUAAAGUUUUUGUGGGGGGGUUAAAAUAUAUCACAUUCCAAAUUUUGUAAUGACAGAAUGCAUUUUAAACUUCACGCACAGUAACACUUUUGUACAACAUUAAAAUGAUUUGGUCUACGUGCAACAAUGGGAUUUAGUCAAUCAAAUCGUUAAAAAUACAUUUCAUCCACAUCAUUGAACAAUUCAUUCUGAAUGAAAAACUAAAUAUAAUUUAUUUCAAACAACAAUGAGACUGCGUGAUCUGCAAAAGUAUUUAAAAUGUAAGACUAGGGUGGGGAUUCAAUCGGAGUAAUGUAUUUUGCUUGAUUUUGAAUGUGACUUUGAGUAACAAAUCUAUGUGAGUUUACUGUUAAUGUACUUGUAUGGGAUUUGGAGUCAAUGUCAACUAUGUGUAGACUGGACGAGAGCCACAACUUUGGUUUUAGAAGUGGGGGGACAUAAUAUUAUUUAAAAAAAUAUAUCCAGUCAGAUAAACACUCCAAACAGCCUAUGCAACCGCUCGGAGACAUCCACAUGGUCUUAAAGCACACCGUUGGCUAGUUUUGUAUCACAUUCCAAUGAUAAAACUGGGGAGGACAAAAUUGAAUCUCAGAAUGUGGGGGGGACAUGCCCCCGUCCCCAGUGAAAGUUGUGCCCCUGCUAGGAAUUGCACUGUAUAAGAAAAUAACAAAAUUAAAUAAUUACUGCCAUGUGCUGGCUGCCCUCUUGAACAAAUAGUGUUGUAAAAUUUGAGGAUUUGAGGAUUUAUGUAAGUAUGAAGUAGCUAUGUGUAUGUGCUUACCUCAGUCUAGAAAAUGAAUCAGAAUACUGUUGAUACAUAGGCCUUGAUUCAGUGGUACAGUUUGUUGAAUUGUGUUUACACACUCUAACUAUGAGCUUUUUUGUGUGACUAAUGUUUUUAAAAUGCUUUUGUAGAUUUUUGCCUGUUCAAGUGUCUUGCAUCUGACAACAUACAAAGGAAUUUAAUAAGAAUGUUCAUAUUUCUAUAUCAAUACUUAAUUGUAUUGCUUGCUGUAGUCUAAUUACAAUAGAAUCUGAACAUUCAUUUUCCGUUAUAAAACUAUUUUCAAAACUGUUUUUAAAAGUGACUUGUGUAUUCCCAUAAAUAAACAAGCUUCACUGCUUAUGACAUGCCACUGCCA
Salmo salar (Atlantic salmon) is the source of this 4794-nucleotide messenger RNA. It is a transcript of the gene icam5, whose product is annotated as intercellular adhesion molecule 5. Gene Ontology annotation, cellular component: membrane. Gene Ontology annotation, biological process: cell-cell adhesion. Lineage: Eukaryota; Metazoa; Chordata; Actinopteri; Salmoniformes; Salmonidae. Gene Ontology annotation, molecular function: integrin binding. The record is from RefSeq and is a predicted model, not a curated record.